CUUCUGCACAGCCGAGCAAUGUUCACAUAAUAAAUGAAUAUAUUGGCCCAAUACAUGUCGCAAAGGCCGCUUUCACUUGCAGGUCAUCUUAGACUCAGUUGUGGGUUUGGUACUUCGAAGUUCAUUUCAACGUAACCUCUGGCUUCAUCAUUAAACAUCCCCCGUUGUUGAAAGCAACAACAAUGGCAGCCAGCACAAAUGUCGGAGAGAAUGGAGACACAAUUAUCAACGCCUGUACAUACCACAGGAUGGAAUUCGACAGGGUCCUGAUACGGACGAAUGAGCGAAAGCUCGAUGCACCAUUUCUGCUGUCUACCUCGGAUACCACCUCGUCGUCAAGCCUCGGUAUCUUGAGCCGCCUGCCCGAGGAGUUGAUUCUCAUGAUACUUCGCGAACUUGACAUUCUCUCGUAUCUGCGUUUUCGGGGCGUCAAUAACCGUGCGCGCAGCAUAGCGACGGCAUCGCGCGAGUACAAAGCUGUGGUGAAGCAUGGACUUCAGGGACUGAAACCAUUGCUCAAGGCAGAGCUGGGACAUGUCUGUACCAUUGCUCACUUCUACCAGACGCUAGUCAGUAACAAGUGCGAGUUCUGCGGAAAGUUUGCAACGUUUCUAUAUCUUAUUACUUGCCAACGAUGCUGCUUCACUUGUCUGCAAAUCUCUGUCGACCUGCACGUUCUCCCUGUCCCGGUACCCAAAGCGUUCGCGAAAGCAGUGAACUGUUCAAGUAAGGAGAUCGAAAAGAUCUGUGGACCUAAACUUCGAGUGGUCUAUGGAAAAUACUCUCUACAGCCAUGGCCAAACGUUAAGAGACCCAGAUACCUUGUACAAGCCAAGCCUGUUGUUGAGAAGCUCAGGUCUCUUGGCUCUUCUCCAAGAAUCCCAAAGUCGGUACUAUCACAUCAACCGCAAAGUCAAUCUCACGACGAAAUAAGACAUGACUUUUGCUACCGGUAUAUGGCUGCUGCUGCUUUACCAUGGUAUGAUUUGAGUAAUGACAGGAUGGAACCAGGGAUGAAUUGCAAAGGAUGUCAAUUUCGCGUUGAAGAGUAUGAACGCACGAACAGACGUCUGGACCCACCAUGGGGUUUCAAUGAUAGGGAUCGGGUGUACUCAGGGGAGGAGUUCUUGUGCCAUUUCGGAUCUUGUACGUAUGCCCAGAAAGUAUGGGCUGACACACAAGAGAAACGAAUGGCUCCAGAAUCAGAUUUCACUCUCCGGGGCGGGAUUGUGCUGCAUUAUGAACCCAGACACGAACUUCAUUGACCUCGCCGUGAAUAAAUAUGGACCAUGGCGAGGGUGUCCCGGAAGGCUUGUAGGAUCUCCCCCGUCAUUCUCCAUAUAUGCUCGAAUAUUGCAUUGUGUCAGCCAUUUCAUUGUAACAAUCACAUAUCAAAGGCAACAGUAUAAUAGUUUAGUAGUUCAAAACCUGAGGCUACAGUUCUUCAAACAUACACAUUGAGAUCCAACGCCAUAUAGCAACAUUACAACUACCA
Fusarium odoratissimum NRRL 54006 is the source of this 1495-nucleotide messenger RNA. RefSeq lists its product as uncharacterized. Bases 183 to 1265 code for a protein of 360 amino acids. NCBI's taxonomy places the organism in Eukaryota, Fungi, Ascomycota, Sordariomycetes, Hypocreales, Nectriaceae. Gene Ontology annotation, molecular function: protein binding. The record is from RefSeq and is a predicted model, not a curated record. The transcript has a single exon.